Pseudocercospora fijiensis CIRAD86 is the source of this 2986-nucleotide messenger RNA. RefSeq lists its product as uncharacterized. Lineage: Eukaryota; Fungi; Ascomycota; Dothideomycetes; Mycosphaerellales; Mycosphaerellaceae. Gene Ontology annotation, biological process: cellular response to oxidative stress. The coding region runs from base 30 to 2876 and encodes 948 amino acids. The record is from RefSeq and is a predicted model, not a curated record. Gene Ontology annotation, cellular component: cytoplasm. The transcript has 5 exons.
AAUAAUUUGUGCCAUUGACGCUCGCCAACAUGCCAAUCGUACGUCCGAAUGCUCUGCGGAGCCUUCAGUCGUCUUUGCGACACUCUGGUGCACGCGCAACUGUACGGGCCGCCCCAGCGCGGACACAGCUGGUCGCAAAGCGCUUCGCCAGCAGCGGCGGCCAUGGAGGCCAUAGUGAGCCCAGUUCAGACCUGCCAUGGCUGCUGGCAGCUUUAGCCAUCACUCCUCCAUCAUGCUGGUACCUUUGGCCGGAGAAGAAGAAAGGUCAUGGUCAUGGCCAUGGAGAUCACGGCGACCAUGCGGAACAUGGCGAGGAGAAGGAUGAAUCUUCAGAAAAGCCAUCCGGAGAAGAGGAGCAAGCCUCUGGCAACGAGCAGGAGUCAGCAGAGGAGGCUGACGAGAAGAAGGAGGACAAGCCUGAGGCGAAGAGCGAGAAGUCUGAUAACAAGGCUGACCAAAAGAAGGAAGAGAAGUCCGAUGACAAGGAGAAGAAAUCCGACGACAAAGCGGAGAAGAGCGCAGAGAAGAAGGAUAGCAAUAAGUCGAACGAAGGCAAUGAUGCUGACGGUGCCGACGAUCAGCCUCCCGAGGCUGUAGGCUCAGGAUCAAAGACCACCAAGACUGGACAAAAGCUAGGCGAGACUGGCUCGGAUAAGGGAAGUGCUGGACCAAAGGACGGAGGCCAGGGAAGCAUGGCGAAGAAGCAAGAAGGCAUGUCCAAUACCGAUACCAAGCACUCUAUACCAAUCGAUUCAAGCAGCGAGAAGUCGACUAAGGUCGAUGGCUCGCCAGAGACGGCAAAGGCAAAAGGCACUGUGGACACUAGCAAAGGCACUAACUUCACCACCAACAUGGCAGAAGAAGAGAGCCCGUUGCUAAGCGCGCUACCACCGGCGACAGACUACUGGACAUACUUGACGAUUAUCGAAUAUAACCUCAAACCUGAAAACUUGCCGACACUGCACAAGGUGCUGCAAGAUGAAACCUUGACGACGAAUAUUGGCUGGGAUCUGGUCCAUCUACUGGUGCCACAUCUCCCAGAUUCCGAGCAGUGCCUGCGAGAUAUCGCGCGACUGGGUAACCCACGAGAAGUGAUUCUAAAGGCGACAGAAAGCUUGCGACUGAUUGAGUAUGAUCAAGUCGAAGAUGAAGAGAACGAAGAUGAAGACUCGACUGCAGAAGCCAGCGAUGCUCGUGAGAGAGCCGACUCUAAUACUUAUCCGUUGAAGACUGCACCGCCGGACGAUGGUUCGGCUCCAAAGCAAGCUGUCGAAGUUCCAGGGCCAUUGCCACUUCCAGUCCAGCAGUUCGUGGCGCUUCUGUCGAUGCUCGCAAUACUGCAAACUCGCAUCAAGACCAAGUUCCCGAGCAGAUUUCUCAGCACGACUCUCCAAGCAAUCCUGGCAAGUUUCUCGAAUUCCCAUGAGUAUCGCGAGGAAAUGAUUCAGGCAAUUGUCAAGACAGUCAAAGCUGUCUCUGGCAUCGCGCGGCCAACGCUGCCAGCCAGGAAGAGCAGUGGCAUGCAGAGCUCGAACGCGAUGGCGAAGGCUCAGAAUGCUGCAGAUCCUGAAGGCCCGGCAGUCGUCGAGUCGACCGCCGAAGAGUCUGCGAUGCAGAGAAAGCUCCUUCAAGCUUUCAUCACACACGUCAUUGAGGAAUAUAUGCUCAAUCUUCCGUCACAUGAUAAUGUUCCCGGCAUGGCGUGGUGCAGUCGCAUCAUGGAGCAGCUGCAUCCUGAGCGUACUGUGCCCGAAACCAAGACAUUUGCGAGUCGAUUUGGAGAUGAAAAGACCUUGCACAGAAGAAUAGAUGCUAUCGGUCAGUUGGUCACUUUGGCCCAGGACUUGAGGUUAUCAAAUGAAGAACUGCAAGAAGCUGCGAUUACUGUGGAGAAGGUCUCUUCUCAAGGCCAAGGCGAGGAUGAGCCUCCGGCUUCCGCUGACGAUAUUCCGCUCUCGAGGCUUGGGUCGCUGCUGUUGUACACUGCGAGGCACGUGUCUUCUGUACUUUACCACAGACCACUUGACGCCGUCCCGCCGUUUCAGCUCUUCCCAGAUCAUCAGGAGCUGAUGAAGCACUGCCUGGCAUCUCAUGGCAUGGGAAACGGUCAGCUUGGAACGGAACCAGAAGCUCUCAUCGAUGCCAUUCUGGCACUCGGCUUGUUGUCAUUGGAGCAAGACAACAUCGGCGAUCCUGCUACUGACGAGCAGUUCAAUGAAUAUCUUCAGACAGUCGCCCUGCUAUCGUCCAACUGCCCGAAUGCUAAUCUCAGAGGCCAUGCGCAUUAUCUCACAAGUACCGUGCUCAGAUCACAGCCUGAUGAGGAAGUUCGCUUGGCUUUUGUGCGCGACACCUUAGAGCAUUGUCCAUUCGAGAAUCUCAAAGUCUCCGCUGUCGGCUGGAUCAAGGGUGAGACUAUCGAGGCAAACCCACCGAAUCAUGAGCGCCACCACGAGCAGGCACCGAAUGGAUCUGGCAAUUCUCUCUUUGCCAAAUCACACGCACUCGAGAGCCUGGCACCUUUCCUAUUCCCAGAAUUGCUUGCCGAUCUUGUCGUUGCUCCGAUUCAGGACGCGUGGACGACAUUCCAGAUGAACAUCUCAUUCUACUUGGCGAGCUUGAACUUUCUCUACUUGCUACUGUGCGCGAAGCACUUGCACCAGAAGCUCGAAAUCCCCGAGCUUUGGAACAACAACGACAUGGCUGGCAGCUUCAUCCAGCCGCUUCGUGAUGCCCAGGCACGUUUCUUGAAGGCGAUGGAAGACGGAGGAGCAUUGGCUUCAGAGAAAAGCGAUGCUGUUCUAGCUGAAGCUAAGCUGUUGGAGGAGACCAUCGGGAGAGUGACGAGCGCUGUGCCGUUGCUUAAUGAAACGUGAUCGGGGAUGACUAAGUAAGCAGCAGCACAGCAGUCAACAAGAGAAUUUGGAAGUCAAGUCAGCACCAGAGGUGUCACGCCAUGACAUUGGAAAUCAGGGCCGAUGUCUGU